UUCAUCAGCUGUAGUCAAUUCGAGAAAACUCAAAACGAAAACAAGACAAAACAACUACGUAUUUUUCGCUAAAUAAAGGAAUAGAGUUGAAAAUCUAGUAUUAAAAAGGAUGUCGGUUAAUACGGCACACGCCAAUAAUGGCGUGCUUAUACAUGCAGGCGAAUAUAUAUUGCUGCACAGCGAUAGCGUUUCGAUGGACUUUUCAGGACAGGACAACCCAUUGUUCAAAGGCUCCAAGCAGGGACGCAUCUAUUUGACUUCACAUCGCAUGAUUUUCAACAACAAGAAACCCGGUGAUGUCAUGCAAUCCUUCAGUGCGCCUUUUGUGGCUCUUUCCGACGUAGACAUUGAACAGCCUGUGUUUGGAGCCAACUACAUUAAGGGCAAGGUGCGUGCCCAGCCCAACGGAAACUAUGUUGGCGAGGUCAAGUUUAAGUUGCACUUCAAAGCAGGCGGCGCUAUCGAGUACGGUCAAGCUUUGUUACGUGCAGCCAAAACCGCAAUGGGCAAUUUACAUCGCGGCGGCAUGCCUGGGGACGAUCCACCGCCCUAUGCACCAGCCGGUGCUUGGCAUGAGGCACCGCCACCGGCCUAUCAGCCACCACCCGGCUACUACGGUUGGUUGCCGCAGCAUGAUGCGUUCACUGGUCCGGCACCGAAUACGGUGUUCAUUAGUGAUAAUCCGCCGCCAUAUCCUGGCAUCACACCACCACAAAAUCAGCCAGCACCACAACCACAGCAACAGCAGCCAACUGAACCCACUUGGUAUGGAUUUUCAGCACCACCAGAUCAGCAGCCACAAGGCUAUCCACAGGGCUAUCCUCAGCCACCACAGCAGGGCUAUCCUCAGCCACCACAGCAGGGCUAUCCGCAGCCCCCACAACAAGGCUAUCCACAGCCUCCGUCAUAUGCCUCGUGUUCGCCAAACUGUCCACCAGGAGCUCCAUAUGGCACACCAGCUCAAGUCUAUAAUCCAGGCGUUGCGCCUUAUGGCGGCUACAAUCCUAAUGUGCCUGGUGGAUUUAUGCAGCCCGGCUUACAACCAACUGGUUAUCCUGGCAGUGCACCGCCACCACAACAACAACCAAAUGGUUAUCCCGGCGCAGCUCCGGCUGCUCCAGCUGCUGGUGCCGCUGCAAGUGCUGCAGGAGGAGCUGCCGGUAACGCCGGCUGGAUGGGUUUCAGCUUGCCCCCUGGAAAUUCAAAAGAAGCCGAGGCUGCUGCAAGUGCCUAUAAUACGCCCUAUAAUCAAGGGGGACCCAAUGCACCAGGCUCCAGUGAAAUGCCGCCAUCCUAUAAUAAUUUGCCACCCAGUUACGAUGAUGCCGCAAAAAAGAAACAGUAGAGAAUGCUGAGGAAAACCAAAUCAACAGCUCAUUCCACUUAGCUGAAAACUAACUGUAUACUAAACAGCUUUAUUAAUAUUUGAAAUAAUUGUCGAAUUUUUUAAAAAGGCUUUCUGUAUUCAAAUUUAA
Molecule: messenger RNA, 1475 nt
Organism: Drosophila busckii
Lineage: Eukaryota; Metazoa; Arthropoda; Insecta; Diptera; Drosophilidae
Gene: Wbp2
Product: WW domain-binding protein 2
Exons: 6
Coding region: 110-1345 (411 amino acids)
Biological process (GO): positive regulation of DNA-templated transcription
Cellular component (GO): nucleus
Molecular function (GO): transcription coactivator activity; chromatin DNA binding
Source: RefSeq, a predicted model, not a curated record